Molecule: messenger RNA, 4157 nt
Organism: Lucilia sericata (common green bottle fly)
Lineage: Eukaryota; Metazoa; Arthropoda; Insecta; Diptera; Calliphoridae
Gene: sff
Product: serine/threonine-protein kinase BRSK1
Exons: 16
Coding region: 1174-3750 (858 amino acids)
Biological process (GO): microtubule cytoskeleton organization; protein phosphorylation; intracellular signal transduction
Cellular component (GO): cytoplasm
Molecular function (GO): protein serine/threonine kinase activity; tau-protein kinase activity; ATP binding
Source: RefSeq, a predicted model, not a curated record
AGCUGUGGUUAUACCAGCAAAUCAGUUUUAACUCAUUUGUCUUAUAAAACACUUGCCUCUCCCUAGUAACGUAAAAAAGUGUUAAUUACAUUAAUAAAUUUAAUGUAAAAGUAGCAGAAAAGAAAGAAAAUAAAAUAAAUUAAAAGCAAAUAAAAUACAAAUAAAAAUUAAUUUGAAAAAUCACUUGAUUGAUUUAUAUUUUAUUUUGAAUUGAUAUAAAAAAAUUUACAAGAAAAAAAAAUACAAGAGGUGUGAAAAUAAGGAAAUUUGUGAAAAAAAUCCAUUACUUACGUGUAUAUGAAAUAGAAAAAAUACAAGAAUAGUGAAAAAUUUAGUGAGAGCAAGAAAAAAAUCGAAUAUGUCGAAAUGUCUGAAAAUCGAAAAUGUAUAUUAAAGUGUUUUUGAAAAAAAUGUGCUAAUUCAUGUUUUCCGUUCAUUAUCCUCUAACUACAAAUGCAUUCACAAGACAUUAACAAGGCGAAAAACAACAACAACAACAACAAGAACAAUAUUCCCUAUAUUGAAAGAACAAAAUUUAAAUGUAUCCGUCUGAGCAAAAGAAUUUCAACGAUAAUUCAUGAAUAAAACAACAGCAGACACUUGAGAUUUAAGCGAAACGACAACAACUACAUAUAACGGGAGCAGUGGCUGUAAUAACCAGAAAAGCAGGCAUCAGGACAGACAUAAAUAUGGUAUUUUAAAGAGCGGCAACUACCACUUGCAACAAAAAUUGCAACAAACAACCAACUAAGCAAACAACAUACUAGCAACUAACAACAAGCAAUAAAACUUUCAUAAACACGCCAAAGUAAUUAGAAGGAAACUUUAACCCAAUUUGCCUGCACUGAAUAAUACUAAUACUAUCAGCAACAACAAAACUAUAACACUACAUAGACACUUUUGCACAUUUACAUUCUCGUUCCAAACAUAGUGGCCAACACCAACCAAUAAACGAAAUCAUAUACCAUAAACAUACAUACAUACUUUAUUAAGAAGGAAAUAAAAUUUGCAACAACAAACUAAAAAACUACAAGAACAAGGAGCUGUAGGAAACAGAACAGCAAACACAACAACAAACAAAACAAAUUUGGGACAACCCCCAUUGGCCAAAGUGCAUGGAAUUUUCAUGUGAUUUAGGAAGUGCGAACGUGGGCCGAAGCCAGAGAUAACAAAAUGCAGAAAGAAAAUAAUACAACAAUAGAGAAUUGCCAAUAUGUGGGCCCAUAUCGUCUGGAAAAAACACUCGGCAAAGGACAAACGGGUCUGGUCAAAUUGGGAGUGCAUUGUGUAACUGGGAAAAAAGUGGCCAUAAAAAUAAUAAAUCGUGAAAAAUUAAGUGAAUCUGUGUUAAUGAAGGUUGAGCGUGAAAUAGCGAUUAUGAAAUUAAUCGAUCAUCCGCAUGUCCUCGGUCUAAGUGAUGUCUAUGAGAAUAAAAAAUAUUUAUAUUUAAUACUCGAACAUGUAUCAGGUGGUGAACUGUUUGAUUAUUUGGUGAAAAAAGGACGUUUGACACCUAAAGAAGCACGCAAAUUUUUUCGUCAAAUAAUCUCAGCUUUAGACUUUUGUCAUUCACAUUCAAUAUGUCAUCGAGAUUUAAAACCGGAAAAUUUAUUACUAGACGAAAAGAAUAAUAUAAAAAUAGCAGAUUUUGGUAUGGCGUCUUUGCAACCGGCUGGUUCAAUGUUGGAAACAUCAUGUGGUUCACCGCAUUAUGCUUGUCCAGAGGUUAUAAGGGGUGAAAAAUAUGAUGGACGUAAAGCGGAUGUUUGGUCUUGCGGUGUCAUCCUUUACGCACUUUUAGUCGGCGCUCUGCCAUUCGACGAUGACAAUUUACGACAACUAUUGGAAAAAGUCAAAAGGGGUGUGUUCCAUAUACCACAUUUUGUACCACCCGAUUGUCAAAGUCUGCUGCGUGGUAUGAUAGAAGUAAAUCCAGAACGGCGUCUGACGUUGGCUGAAAUAAAUCGUCAUCCGUGGGUUACUGCUGGUGGUAAGGGUGAAUUAGAAUUGGAGCUUCCCAUGAUGGAAGUCGUUCAGACGCAUGUUAUACCUUCUGCUUCGGCUGUGGACCCUGAUGUUUUAAAUGCCAUUUGUUCCUUGGGUUGUUUUAAGGAAAAGGAAAAACUUAUACAAGAAUUAUUGAGUUCAACACACAAUACCGAAAAAGUUAUAUAUUUUCUGUUAUUGGAUCGUAAACGUAGACGUCCAGCUUUAGAAGAUGAUGAAGAAAUCGCUCAAAAAUCUCGCAGUGAACUAGAGGCCGCUGAUCCUCCACGUAAACGUUUAGAUACAUGUCGUAUUAAUGGUACAAACUCUACUAGUUAUGGCCAAAUAUCUGAAGGUUCUCCCUUGACGCCUAGAAGACAAGCUUUCAACUUCCGAUCCUAUAGUAGUACACGUAAUCACCAAAGACGUUCUCCUACAUCGGUUUCUACGAUGCGUUCUUCUUCAUAUCAUAGUCCAACACGAUGUAAUUCUCCGAUUAGUUCGGCUCAGCAGCAGGCCAAUGUUUUGUCCAGACCUUCGUCGCCGGCCUCAUCGUCGGGUCACUCGUCACGUCAUUCAACUUAUGGCGAUAGAGAGCGAUCAUCAUCGGUACAUCAUACUCCUAGCAGUCGGACCUCAUCACAUUCAUCUCAGGCUGGUGUUGAAGGUCAUAAUAGUGGCAGUAGUAAUGAGGUUGUAUCUCGUGAGCUGCGAGAACGAAGAGAAUCACGCAACGAACGUUCAUCUACAGUACAAACUAGUUGUGUUCCCGGUAGUCCCGGUGGUAAUUCAGCAACAGUUCAUCAAAGGGCCAAUUCUGGACCCACAAUCGCCAUAAGUAUGUUUCACGAUCCGGAAGCCAAUAAUGUUAUGAAUCCUACAACAUCACCGUUGAUGAAUAAUAGUACUGCUGCCAUAACGGGUUCACCAUGCAAUGCUCCCGGUGGACAACUGUGGAAAACUAGACUUACCAAUAUUAAGAAUAGUUUCUUAGGUAGUCCACGCUUUCAUCGAAGAAAACUUCAGGUUUCCGCUGAUGAGGUUCAUUUAACCCCAGAAUCAUCACCAGAAUUAACCAAACGUUCCUGGUUUGGUAAUCUAAUCACAACUGAAAAGGAUGAAACCUUUACGAUUUUGGUUAAAGGAAAGCCCAUUGCCACUGUUAAGGCUCAUUUGAUUCAUGCAUUUUUGUCGAUGGCGGAAUUAUCGCAUAGUGUGGUUUCGCCAACCUCAUUUCGUGUUGAGUAUAAACGUAACGGCAAUGGACCGGUCAUGUUUCAGCGACAUGUUAAAUUUCAGGUUGAUAUUAGUGCUAUUUGCAAACAGGGUGAUGUAGCAGAUAUGUUAUUUGCUCUAACAUUUACACUAUUAUCGGGUAAUAUAAGACGAUUCCGUCGUAUUUGUGAACACAUACAAUCUCAGGUAUGUUCGAAACGUUUUCCGGGACCUAGUAGUCCGCCUACAGUACCAACUGUUACCCAAGCAGUAUCAGAGAGUUCAUCUUGUGGUUCCGUAUCCAGUGAACGUUUGUCCUAUAAGAGACAGCAAAUCGAAAAUGAUACAGAAAACGAUUCAAUAUUUACGUACAAAUCUGGCAAUAGUCGUCGUUCAUCGGCCACAAAUAAUAAUAAUGCCAAUCCUAUCGAUAUGCCUGGUAGUCCCAUUGCGGUAAGAUCCAAUUCCGAAUCAGCUGAACAGGAGCGGUCACGUGAUAUCCAGAGUGAGCGUCAGGCGACAACAAUGUCCGGGAGUGCAAUAGCAUGAGAAUUAUUUCUCUGAUUUGGUUCAAGUUUUAUACAAAUUAUUUAUUUUCCACAAAUCUACCAACUUUUACUUCAGGUUUAAGUAUUUCUACACAAAAAUCUCUUUCACACACACACACUUAUAAGUGAAAUUAAUUAAUAAAAUAAAAUAAAAAAUUAAAACUAAAAACAACCAAGAAAACCAGAAAUUCUUAACCAUUAAUAGUAUUCAAAUUUUUUUCAAAAACAAAAAUAAAAACUAACCAAUAAAAACCAAAAAAUAAACACAAAUUAAGAAGCAAUAAAAACAAUUUAAUCAAAUUUUCUUAAGCCUAAAUAACAAAAAAAAAAAAAAAAAAACAACAAAGAAAUUGUGAAAAAAAACUUUAUGCAUUUAGAACAAUUUGUGUUUUAGAAAAACCAAAAAAA